CUAAAUGUACUGAAAAGAAACACCAGUUUAAUUAAUUAUACUUCCCUCAUAUAUAACUAUCAACCAAGUACAAAACUUUUGUCAAUUCUCAAAAUCAACUUUCACCACAUAAUUAUCUAACAUGUGUAUGUUCCAAAACCAGUUUAAAUAGAAUUACUUUUCAGAAAAUACAUGUAUAUUAACUCUAUCUAAUAAAGAAGAAACACAUACUUAUCUCAUAGAUUCCAUUCAUAAAACUAUGCUUUAGUGAGUAAGAAAACCAGUAAUCAAACACAAAUUGACAAGACACUAUAUGGAUGUAAAAAGUGGGGAAAAAUGGUGAUAAAUAGUAGAGAAAAUUAAAAAGAAAAAAAAUAUUCCUUUAUAAAUGUAUAUACCCAUCUCUUCACCAGCACAACCUUACCUUCCAUUUUCUGCAACUUCUCCAAAUCUCAUACUUUCCAGAAAAUCAUUUUCCCAAGAAAAAUAAAACUUUCCCCUUUGUUCUUCUCCCCCCAACAGGUCAGGCUAGUAUUUUGUUGUUCCCCAAUCCUUUCAAACAUUAUCUUCUUCAUAAUAUUACUUUGCUUCACUUCUUUUGGUCCUUAAACCAAAUUUUUGUUCUUCUUUAGUUUCCUUUUUUCCCGUUUUGAUUUGAUUCUUUUUAUGUUAUUUAGAGAGAAACAAGAUUCACAAAUUCUCUGAUCUUCUUUAACUCUUUAAAACUUUUCUUUUUCACACUCUAGAUUUAAAUUAUCCCUAUGGUUACAAAACAAUUUUGUUCUUAGUUUAUAACUUGUGUAUUACCAUCCUUUCUUGAUUAACUCUUGUUAGGAGAAUAUGAAUCAAUCACGGCGUACCAAUCGGAGCUAGGAGGAGAUUCCUCUCCCUUGAGGAAAUCUGGGAGAGGAAAGAUCGAAAUCAAACGGAUCGAGAACACAACGAAUCGUCAAGUCACUUUUUGCAAACGUAGAAAUGGUUUGCUCAAGAAAGCUUACGAGCUCUCUGUUCUUUGUGAUGCUGAAGUCGCACUCAUCGUCUUCUCUAGCCGUGGUCGUCUCUAUGAGUACUCUAACAACAGGUUUCGUAUUAGAAUCACUUAACUGUGCAAGUGGUCGAUUUGACCCUAUCAAUUUUAUUUUUUAUUACUUAUCAAAAUGCAGAUUUAAGCGGACUAUUGAGAGGUACAAGAAGGCAAUAUCGGACAAUUCUAACACCGGAUCGGUGGCAGAAAUUAAUGCACAGUAUUAUCAACAAGAAUCAGCCAAAUUGCGUCAACAAAUAAUCAGCAUACAAAACUCCAACAGGCAAUUGAUGGGUGAGACGAUAGGGUCAAUGUCUCCCAAAGAGCUCAGGAACUUGGAAGGCAGAUUAGAGAGAAGUAUUACCCGAAUCCGAUCCAAGAAGAAUGAGCUCUUAUUUUCUGAAAUCGACUACAUGCAGAAAAGAGAAGUUGAUUUGCAUAACGAUAACCAGAUUCUUCGUGCAAAGAUAGCUGAAAAUGAGAGGAACAAUCCGAGUAUAAGUCUAAUGCCAGGAGGAUCUAACUACGAGCAGCUUAUGCCACCACCUCAAACGCAAUCUCAACCGUUUGAUUCACGGAAUUAUUUCCAAGUCGCGGCAUUGCAACCUAACAAUCACCAUUACUCAUCCGCGGGUCGCCAAGACCAAACCGCUCUCCAGUUAGUGUAAUAUAGGCUGAAGGAAAUGGCCGGGAGUGAAUAAAAACCAGAAUUGGGUUGAGCAAGCAAUAUAAAGCUAAUGCAUGUUAUAUAUAUAUUUAUCCCAUGAAUGUUGUAUCAGUGAAUUUUAUGCUUAUGUUGAUGUGAAAUUAAUAUCUUAAAGACAUGUCAUUAAUGUGCUUAAUUUGCUUCAAAACAUCUAUGUGUAUAAGUGUACUAUUAGUUCAAUUGUUGUAUUUAAUUACCAAUUCCUGCUCUAUUAAUGAUUUUAUUAUAG
Arabidopsis thaliana (thale cress) is the source of this 1938-nucleotide messenger RNA. It is a transcript of the gene AG, whose product is annotated as K-box region and MADS-box transcription factor family protein. Gene Ontology annotation, molecular function: protein dimerization activity; RNA polymerase II transcription regulatory region sequence-specific DNA binding; DNA-binding transcription factor activity. Bases 955 to 1671 code for a protein of 238 amino acids. The transcript has 10 exons. Lineage: Eukaryota; Viridiplantae; Streptophyta; Magnoliopsida; Brassicales; Brassicaceae. Gene Ontology annotation, cellular component: nucleus. Gene Ontology annotation, biological process: positive regulation of transcription by RNA polymerase II; regulation of DNA-templated transcription; carpel development. The record is from RefSeq and is marked reviewed.